GAGAGAUAUUUUUUUUUCUUUAAAAAAUGUCGGGGAGAAAUUGAUAAACGAAAUGAGGUAGCUCCACGUACAAUAAAACGAGUCAAUUGGGUAUCCACCGCUUACGUGUAAUUAUCAUCCAUCUGCAGAGCAUCUCGACAGUGUCACUAUGGCAACUAAAAUUCACGAGUUCAGUGUGGAAAUGACCUGUGAAGGCUGCUCGGGGGCGGUCAAACGAGUUUUAGGAAAUAAAGCUGGUAUUGAAGAUGUAAAAAUUGAUUUGGAAGGAAAGAAAGUCUUCGUUACAUCGUCUCUCCCCUCCGAAGAGAUCCUCGAGUACAUCAAGAAAACUGGUAAAUCCACAUCCUUCAUUGGAGCCAAAAGUUAACUCCAGUUGCU
Molecule: messenger RNA, 378 nt
Organism: Diachasmimorpha longicaudata
Lineage: Eukaryota; Metazoa; Arthropoda; Insecta; Hymenoptera; Braconidae
Gene: Atox1
Product: copper transport protein ATOX1
Exons: 3
Coding region: 149-367 (72 amino acids)
Biological process (GO): copper ion transport
Cellular component (GO): cytosol
Molecular function (GO): copper chaperone activity; metal ion binding
Source: RefSeq, a predicted model, not a curated record